UUUUUGUUGAAUAACUAAGCCUAAGUCCUAAAACAAUUAAAUUAUGAAGCCAACAUUUGGCAUAUUUAGGGGUGGCCAAGCAACCAGCCAGCCCAGUGACGAUACAAGUGAUAAAGAAAACAAGAAAUAUGAUUUUAAUGCUACCGGUAGAUGCCCUGAUGGGGAAACAAAGCAACUCGAAGGUUUGAAGAGUCUGGGAAGCGAUUAUUUUCUGGAUAAAUUUGAGGAUAUUCGUAAUUUUGUUAAGGAAUCUUCCAUCCAAAGAGUCUUUAAGCCCCACGUACAGCACAAGUAUGAAGAAUCUAAAUUCACAGAAGAUAGUAACUCUCUUCCUGAAGAAUUACUUCCUUUAAAUCAGCUUAUAAAGAGUAUAAACAGUAAGUCCUUAAAGUGGCGUUGGCUAAAGUUGUGUUUGAUUAUAGUCACAGAGUUACCCGAAUAUGACCCUGAUAUUGAUUACCAGAAGAUGUUUUGGGAAAUACAUUCUUCUAACCAAUUAAUGCUCCAAGAAUUACAGGAUUUAGAGAAUUCUCAAAAGAUUUUUCCUAGCCAUGUUGAUAAUUUAAAGGUAAUUUUUAUUUUCUGACCUGUUCAGGAGCCCUCAAAUUAUUCUGAAAGUUUGGGUGAAAAUAUUGGGAGAAAAUAAGCACAUUAGGAGAACAGCAAAGGAAAUCACGAAAAAUCAAAAUUGUCCAUACCAAGACUGUAAUAAAGUCUAUGGGUCAGAGGGGUCGCUUAACCUUCAUAUGAAGUUAAAGCAUGGUGCAGGAAAUAAGACUGAUAGAGAGAAAUUGUCAAAAACACUGGUUAUUCAAUAUGGCAACAAGAAAAGCCUUCCUUCUGAAAUAACCAUAAAUCUUCCUCCUGGGAUUCUUGAGCAAGUCUGUAAAGAGUACAACUUCAACUUAACAAAGAGUCAGUUGAGAGAGCUACAAAAUGAGGCGGAAAAUCGCUUCAAAGCUUAUUGUGUCAAAUGUAAGAAACUUGGCACUCUUGAUCCAUCUACCGGAUUUCCCUCAGUCGAAAAAGACUAAAAUAAUUGGUCCAGAACCCCAUUUCUAGCGUGAGUGGGUAUGCAU
Messenger RNA from Moneuplotes crassus, 1079 nucleotides. The record is from the annotation of a GenBank genome assembly. NCBI's taxonomy places the organism in Eukaryota, Ciliophora, Spirotrichea, Euplotida, Euplotidae.